AUGGCAAUAGCCAUGGCCUGGCAUAAACCCGACAAUGUUGCUGGCUCGUCAGCACCGGCCAUCAUGGUCGGGCUGUUCGUUGCUUGCGGUGGACUUCUGUUCGGCUAUGACACGGGGACCAUAUCGGGGAUACUGGCUAUGACAGCUUUUCGAGAGCAGUUCUCGACAGGAUACACCGACCCAAAAGAUCACAGGCCGAACGUUUCGCCUGCCCAGUCAUCUCAGAUUGUGUCGAUAUUAAGCGCAGGAACAUUCUUCGGAGCACUUCUAGCAGCCCCCUUGGGCGAUAGACUCGGUCGGCGUGUGUCUCUUAUUAUAGCGGUGGCUAUAUUCUCCUUUGGUGUUCUGUUGCAGACCCUUGCGAUGCAUAUUCCGAUUCUGAUUAGUGGAAGGUUUGUCGCAGGCCUCGGUGUUGGAGUUGUAUCGGUUCUUGUUCCACUUUACCAGUCCGAGAUGGCCCCAAAAUGGAUUCGAGGCACUCUAGUUUGCGCAUAUCAAUUGGCAAUCACGACUGGCCUCCUUCUCGCAGCAAUCGUCAACAUCUUAACCGAGAGCAGGGAUGACAUCAAUGCCUUUCGAAUACCUCUUGCGAUGCAAUUCGUCUGGGCUGGCAUCCUCCUCCUUGGACUCAUUCUCUUACCAGAGACACCACGUUAUCUCAUCAAGCGGAAUCGUCACACCGCUGCGGCAUUGUCCCUUAGUCGUCUCCGGCGACUCGAUAUAACUCAUCCCGCCUUGAUUGAAGAACUCGCUGAGAUCGAAGCUAACCACGAAUAUGAACUCAGUCUUGGUCCUUCACAAUAUCGCGAUGUAUUUUUAGGCUCGCCCCAUCUUGGUCGACGCAUUUUGACGGGGUGUGGGUUGCAGAUGUUGCAACAACUCUGCGGGUGCAACUUUAUCUUCUAUUACGGAACUACCUUCUUUGAACGCAUUAACAUCAGGAACCCAUUCGUGAUCCAACUCAUCACCAACAUUGUAAAUGUUGUCUCUACUCUACCUGGCAUGGUCCUCGUCGAAUCCUUGGGACGACGCCGCCUUCUUAUGAUCGGAGCUUCCGGCAUGGCUGUCUCCCAACUCAUCGUCGCUUCCGUCGGCACAGCUCUUCCAGACUCUUAUGUAGCGAAUGUGGUCCUUAUUGCCUUCGUCUGUUGCUACCUGUUCUUCUUCGCUGCCUCCUGGGGACCCGUGGUCUGGGUCGUGACUUCAGAGAUCUACCCCUUAAAGGUCCGAGCGAAAUCGAUGUCUAUCUCCACAGCCUCAAAUUGGCUGCUCAACUUCGGCAUCGCCUAUGGCACACCUUAUCUUGUGGGAGACUCACCCGGGUUAAACCUGCAAGCAAAGGUCUUCUUUGUUUGGGGAGCUUUCUGCGUCAUCUCACUCGCCUUCGUCUGGUGUAUGGUGUACGAGACGAGCAAGAUCAGUCUUGAACAAAUCGACGAGAUGUACGAGAGAGUCGACCAUGCCUGGAACAGCAAAUCGUUCCAGCCUAGUUGGAGUUUCCAGGAGAUGAGGGACGAAGGAGGUUCAACGAGUGGGAUCCAACUUACAGAGCACGAAGAUGCUCGGCGGCGGACGGGCACGAGUGCCAGUGCAGCGGAGAGCGGCACAACUAUGACCGAAGAAGACAAGAUCAUAGCGCAACUCGGCGACGUUGACAUGAGCUAUUAA
This is a messenger RNA of Hyaloscypha bicolor E, 1668 nucleotides long. Its product is annotated as general substrate transporter. Bases 1 to 1668 code for a protein of 555 amino acids. Gene Ontology annotation, cellular component: membrane. The transcript is spliced from 3 exons. The record is from RefSeq and is a predicted model, not a curated record. Gene Ontology annotation, biological process: transmembrane transport; carbohydrate transport. Gene Ontology annotation, molecular function: carbohydrate:proton symporter activity. NCBI's taxonomy places the organism in Eukaryota, Fungi, Ascomycota, Leotiomycetes, Helotiales, Hyaloscyphaceae.